CGGCUCUGAGCGCUUUCACUUCUCUAUUCACUCAGAGCGACAACCAGGGAGAUGAACGUGGGGGAAUAAGAGGGUUUUGUUGCCCUCCUGAGACUCUUUCGUGACAACUGAAUGAUGAGAGAGCAGAACAAAUCCCAAAGGUGAACCAUGGCGCUGCAUAACAACCCUGCUUUGAAAGUGGUUAAAGACACUGAUCUAGAGGGCUGGGAGGUGAUCGGAUCCGGAGGAUUCGGACAGAUCUACAAAGCCAAACACCGGCAGUGGUGCUUUGAUGUGGCCAUUAAGCUGCUUCAUUACGACGACGGCACAAGCAAGGAUCUGCUGCGUGAAUUGGACAUGAUGCACCAAGGAUCCAACCGCCACGUCCUACAAGCCAUUGGGAUCUUUAAGGGUCAAUCACCUUCUUCAGGGUCGUCAAUUCAGCUGGGGUUGGUCAUGGAUUUCAUGGAGCGAGGAUCGCUGGCUAACCUCCUGCAAACUUUACAAGGACCCCCGCCCUGGCCACUGGCUUUCAGACUGACUCACCAGGUUGCUCUGGGUAUCAACUUCCUCCACAGUCUCUCCCCUCCUGUGCUGCAUUUGGACCUGAAGCCCAGUAAUGUGCUGCUGGACUCGGAUUUAAACGCCAAGCUUACAGAUUUUGGCCUCGCCAGGUUUUCCAUCAGCAUCACUCGAACUUCCAAGAAGGACAGCGAAGAUCCGGGCGGGACCAUGAGAUACAUGCCUCCAGAGGCGUUCGACACUUCAUACAAUCCCUCACGGGCCUCUGACAUCUACAGCUUUGGCAUACUGCUGUGGUCCAUUGCAACAGGAAAAAAACCAUAUCCAAAUGCCAUGUCCGCCAUAGUGCCUAUCCGCAUCCCCAUGGGAGACCGUCCUUCUCUGGAUGACAUCAGGUGUACGGAUGCCGGAGUGGCGGGACUGACAAGACUCAUCGACCUCAUGCAGGAGUGUUGGUGCUCAAAUCCCCAACGAAGGCCUUCCUCCCACCAAUGCACAACUGCCAUGGAAGAACUGUUCAAGAUGCACAAACCCGCAAUUCACGAUGCCGUCCACCACGUCCUGCAGAAACUGGACCAAACUGAAAAAGAAAGGAUUACACAUGGGCUGACAAAGCUUUCCAUUACUGAGACUUCAGCAGAACCAGUAAGAGCUGCAGCGGCAAACAUUUGUGACAGUGUGCGGACAGGACCGCCGCCGGUUCAGGAAAUAGCCGGUACUUGGCCAGCAAAUCAAGGAGACAAUGCAGCAGUCGGAGUUUUGUUUUUAGAUCCAUCACCUAGUUGGGCUACAAAUCUGUGUGAUGUUGAUCAGACCCGCCGAGCAGCAGACCCUGAAACGAAGUCGUCCUCUGUAGAACCCACUCAACCCACUCAUUUGGCAUUCAACGGCAACGCAAAAAAUCUGCCUCCGUUAUUUCUGUGUCAGCGUCAGUUUUCCAGCCCUGGCACUUUCAACAUUCACUGCUCCAGUGUGACUGGACUGCAGUAUGGAAACAACAACACGAUGCACAUCAGCCUCUCCGGAUCCUCCGAGAGAAAGAGGCACCCGACGGCGCCGUCUACUGUUAGCUCCUCACAACAACGCACAAGUACAGCUAAUCCAUAGAUUCCCAGAACUGUUUUUUUUUAUUCUCUUUUUCAAAUAAAACAGGAUAUUUGGUGUAGCUUUUGUAUGUUAAUUAUUUAUUUCUUGUAGCAUAGAUGCGUUUAGUGCAGCUUUUUGUAGUUUUUUAUCAUCUUUCUAUUACUACUACUGUAAAUCAUUUCGUGUCUUUUGUUUGGAAUUGGUUUUAGCAGCAGGCAAAAACUCCAGGCCAGCUUUUUGCACAGUCACCAUUAAAUACAAGCCAAGGUGGCUGCUGUUUUUUUUUCUCUUUUCACCAACUGUGGUCAGAAAAUAUCUACCGUCAGAGCGCCAACAUGCCUUAGGAUGCCAGAACUUGCCUUCACAACCAUCUGACUAUAAUUAAAAGAAGCGAACGUUUGAUUCGAAGCUUUUCAGGAAUGUGUUUUUAAGAAAGGUGUAUAAGCUGAGGUUUUCAUUUUUUUAGCGGGUCAUUAGUUUCACUGAAAGAAAUAUUUUUUAUAUUCUAUUUUUGCAACAAAAUGUUUUAAAGAUAUGGUACAUAUAAAUAUAAAUUAAAGGUACACAUGCUAUUCUUUUGGUGUACACUGCACUGUUUUUUGCUUUACUCUGUAGAGGCUUUGGAAUCAGAAGUUUUAAUAAAACAGUGAAUGACGAGCUUUAAGGAUUUUUGAACAAUGUGUAUUACGUGAAAUGUUGGACUUUAAAACAUUUUUCUUACCUGAUGAGUGCUGUGACUUCAGUGAAGCGUUGCAGCAGGUGAGUGUAAAAUACUUCCGUGGCAUUGUCUGUUAAAACUAUUAGGAGACUACUUUCAGGUAUACAUGAAGAUGGAUUUGUGUGUUGAUGUGUGCUGGAUUCAUGCUGCGUUACGUUUGGUGACGGUAGACAAACCUUUUAACUUCCAAUAUGGAAAAAUCCACAAAAAUGCCUCAUGACCUUUUAAAUCCAACUUGGAAAUUGAGAGUUGUGCCACCAACCAAUGCCACACAAUCCAAUAUGGCUGCUCCAUGACUAUAGUACUGUGUUAACAGGAGGUAUGAUCAAUUUAUUUACCCUUCAGUAAAUACACAGAUUACGAAGCAGAUUAUAUAGUGUACAUUGGCAAGGAGCUAGUAAUUAUGAUGGUGCUGUAUUUCCGGUUGUGAUUUACAAUUGUCAUUAUUAAUGUAAUUAUUAUGGGUCAGUAAAUUUUCUUGUCCUGCUA
This is a messenger RNA of Xiphophorus hellerii (green swordtail), 2794 nucleotides long. It is a transcript of the gene ripk3, whose product is annotated as receptor-interacting serine-threonine kinase 3. Gene Ontology annotation, molecular function: ATP binding; JUN kinase kinase kinase activity. Bases 148 to 1608 code for a protein of 486 amino acids. The transcript has 13 exons. The record is from RefSeq and is a predicted model, not a curated record. Gene Ontology annotation, biological process: protein phosphorylation. NCBI's taxonomy places the organism in Eukaryota, Metazoa, Chordata, Actinopteri, Cyprinodontiformes, Poeciliidae.